Molecule: messenger RNA, 1259 nt
Organism: Pisolithus orientalis
Lineage: Eukaryota; Fungi; Basidiomycota; Agaricomycetes; Boletales; Pisolithaceae
Exons: 3
Coding region: 68-1252 (394 amino acids)
Biological process (GO): lipid metabolic process
Source: RefSeq, a predicted model, not a curated record
AGGUGUGGUGACGGCAGAGACCCGAAUUAUCAUCUUCGUCAUCAUCGGCGACCUGGACAACCGAACGAUGGCUUCGGCCGUGCCCUCGACACUCCUCGAGGCGCUUUAUACCGACAUUCUACGUGUCCCGCCCACACCAGCGAGAGUGCCAUUCGACAUAUACGCGUUCUUCGCGUACGUGUUACCACCAUGUCUUUUUUACCAAGUCGUCGCUGUCCUAGUCAUUCUCCCUGGCACCCGUAUGCUGCGUAUCGCCCUGUGGCCGCUCAUCGUCUUCCUGGCAGUUCGUGUUGAGAUGUUCGUCGACUUUUCCUGUGGAAAUCCUCAAUGGUCGUUUUUGAAUGUCGGCUGUGUGUUGAUCAUGUUUUGCAUUGUCAUCCGCACACUCGAUUGGGCGCUCGUGAAUGGCCCACUCAAGCGACCCGUCAGACCUGCCCCCUCCUUCCUCGUCGAUGCGAUCGACCUCACGGUCAAUUUUCGCGGCGUUGGCUGGAACUGGUCCAAGGGCAUCCGCUUUCCCCCUGACACGCGCCCUACCUCUCGCCUACACUUCGCAAUAUACGUCUUUCUCUCCGCCCUCUUCCAUAGUUUCACAUGCGGCCGAGGCACAAUCUUUGACGACACACUUCCCCCCCUGAUCCGAUACACCCGAUCCAGUAUCAUAUCCAUCGUCGCUGCUUCCGUUGUCUGUGCGGGCAUGCAAACGCGCUACGACAUCGGUACAUUCAUUGGUGUCGCUGUAUUCCAACAAGACCCCGCACAAUGGCCCCCCCUAUUCGACGCACCGUGGAAAGCGACCUCGCUGCAUGAUUUUUGGGGUUACAGAUGGCAUCAGCUUGUGAGACGAACACUCAUCGUGCUCGGAGGGUGGCCAUUAGGGUUCGCAUUCGGACGGGUCGGAUACGUGGUGGGUUCGUUCCUAGCGUCGGGGGUACUUCACAACGUUGUACUAGCCACGCUCAAUCGUGGCGUUGAAUGGUGGACCAUGCUCCUCUCGUUCGGAAUGAUGGCUCUUGGUAUCAUCAUCGAGCAUACAUUCACGCAGAUGACAGGUAGGAAGGUGGGUGGGUGGAUUGGGAAAGCGUGGACGAUGGCUUGGUUGUUGGUAUGGGGGAGCAUGAUAAUGGACGGGUUUGCAAGAGCAGGUCUGUUUGCCUGUUGGCGCCCAUUUAUUACUGCAGCCCCGGCAAGAUGGAUCGUGGAGCACUAUGUUACAACGUUGGAUAGGUGGCUGAGGGCGUGUGCAUCGUAGUGCGGUC